Penicillium odoratum is the source of this 951-nucleotide messenger RNA. Its product is annotated as Oxoglutarate/iron-dependent dioxygenase. The transcript has 3 exons. Gene Ontology annotation, molecular function: dioxygenase activity. Lineage: Eukaryota; Fungi; Ascomycota; Eurotiomycetes; Eurotiales; Aspergillaceae. The record is from RefSeq and is a predicted model, not a curated record. The coding region runs from base 1 to 951 and encodes 316 amino acids.
AUGUCGAUUCCGACUCUUGAUGCAUCUGCACUCACUGAAGGGACUGCGGAGCAGCGUUCUGAGUUCGCUGCAAAGCUUCUUGACAGUUUGAACACCUAUGGCUUUGCAAAGCUUGUGAACCAUACCGUUCCUGUUCCACUUGUCCAGGAAACGUUUGAUCAGAUCAAAAGCUUCUUCAAGCUCCCUUACGCCGUCAAAGCUCCUCUAAAAAAUGACCCCAAACAGAGUCAGCAGCGAGGGUGGAGCGUUCCAGGAGAAGAAAAGACAUGGUGGCUUGAAAGUAACACUGGUGAUGAGAGUUUCGACUGUGGACACCCCGACGACAAGAAAUUCCCCAACAAAUGGCCUUCGGAGUCCGAUCUCCCGGGGUACCAGAAUACAAUGGACGAGUUUUUCUUCUCGUGUGGGGACCUCACGCUAGCCCUCCUCGAGUCAAUGGCGUCUGCGCUAAACCUCGACCCGAAAGUCUUCACGUCCCGCUGUACCAACGAGGCUAGUACCAUCCGCAUCAAUCACUUUCCACCAAUCGAUCGCGCAACCCUGGACGAGGGCAAAAUCAGCCGCAUCUGGCCACACAAGGACUUUGGUAUUAUCUCAUUGGUUUUCCCGGAUGUUACUCCUGGCUUGGAGUAUGAGGAUCGGAGUAAUCCUGGAACUUUCAUUCCCAUGCCUUAUGGAUCUGAUGAGGAGGUUGUUGUUAUUGUCUCAGAGACAAUGCAGCGAUGGACCAAUGGGCAAAUCGGUGGGGGUCUUCAUCGUGUAACUCGACCCCGGAAGUGUGAGGGGGAUACUGUUCCAGAGCGGUGGAGUCUGGUUUACUUCAACAAGGCGGACCGCGAUGUUAAUGUGGGUCCUCUUGAUGAAUUUUUAGGUGAUAAGAAGCCGAUUUAUGAGGAUUUGACUGCGUUGGAGUAUCAAACUCUGAGAAACGCUGCUCAUUACCCUGGUUAG